This is a messenger RNA of Agrilus planipennis (emerald ash borer), 1553 nucleotides long. RefSeq lists its product as uncharacterized. Gene Ontology annotation, biological process: regulation of transcription by RNA polymerase II. The record is from RefSeq and is a predicted model, not a curated record. Bases 221 to 1546 code for a protein of 441 amino acids. The transcript is spliced from 4 exons. Gene Ontology annotation, molecular function: DNA-binding transcription factor activity; RNA polymerase II cis-regulatory region sequence-specific DNA binding. NCBI's taxonomy places the organism in Eukaryota, Metazoa, Arthropoda, Insecta, Coleoptera, Buprestidae.
CAGUUGUAUAUAUCCUUUUCUACUUUCGGAUAUCAAGGAAGAACCAAGUCUUAUCGAUCCACUAUUUGGGGAAAAUAUAUCGGAGGAAGAUAACGAAAAAGAAACACUGAAAAAUAACACACGGUAUAAAAAAGAUGAAGCAGAAAAAGUUACUGUAUGCCCAGUUACCGUUGAUAAACAAUCCACUUUAAUAAAAAAGGAACAAACAUCUUCCGCGAAAAUGUAUUCCGGAAAAAUUAUGUCCAAUCAAAAACCACCUACAUUGCUUGAUUCGAAAGUAAUACCUGCUAAUGGAAAAUAUUUAGCUGUACUAAAGCAACUGCCACAAUCAGGGGAAGCAUCACAAGAGAAAAAAUCUUUUCAAAAUUUACAAACUACAACUACUUCAAGUGGUGACAACAUAGUAUUAAAACGUCUCGUUUUUGAUACUGAAAAACGAUGUUUCCGGGCAGUCGAUUCCAAUGAGCUCGUUAAUGCAAUGUCCAAAAAGAUUCGGGUACUCAGUGUUAACCACGAGGGAAUAGAUGGAAUGUCGUCUCUAAACGUCCUGCAAAAAGUGCCUCCGCUAUUGUUAGAUGGAACAGAAUGCCCAGAAAAAGAAUCUUCGUUUAUGGAAGGUAUUGUACCAGUCUCCACGGAUGACAUGUGCAUUUUGUGUGCAAGAAAAAUGUCGCCAACGCACAAUAUUAGUCAUCUAGUGAACCUCAUUAGGGAUAUUGCUGGAGUAAAUCUUUCAAAUCUGAAUUUACCCCUCCGCGCAUGCGAAGAAUGUGUAGCUGACGUAAAUGUAACGUUAAGAUUGAGAAACACUAUAAAAAGAGCCUAUGAAGAUCUUGUUAAAAAAGACGAUACUUUCACAAUGAAUGUAUUGCCACCAAAAACAGCAGGACAACAUGGAAAGAGUCCCGUCAAUGAAACUGAUACUAUUGCUUCAAAAGAGGCCAGUACCACAGUUACGGAAAAGUCUUCUGUGACCCACCAAGAGAAUAUGAAUACUGACGAUUCAGAAAUCAUGCAAAAAUUAAAUGAACAUAAUCCAGAUGGAUUUAAGCAAAUAAAGUUGCUCAAAGGUGAUGAUUGUGGUCGAAAAAUAAGUUCUGGUGAUAAUUAUUCAAAAUAUCAUAUGAAUAGCGAAACGGAGAAAAUAUGUGAACAAUUGUGUAUAACAAAUUCAAGCCAAAAGGAACAUUUAAGGGAAUGUAAAAAAGCAGAUGUAAUCUGUAAAGUAUGCAAUCGAUCAUUUCGUACCCUACAGAACCUAAGAUGGCAUAUGCGCUGUCAUGUUUAUAAAUGUGAAGUUUGUUGUAAAACGUUUCUAUACGGCAUUGCAAAAAAGAAUCACCUAAAAGAAGAGCAUACUGAACAAGAAGUUCAGAAAUCUCUGGAAAAUAUGAAAACAGAUAAAGAAAAAUCGAAAUUUGUGCCCUACUGCUCUCGUCAGACGGUAAUAUUAAAAACAAUGAAAGAAGAGAAGGAACAAAUUGAAGUGAAAGAAGAAACGGAGAAUAUAAUAAAUGGAAUUAAACAAGAAGAAGUUAUAUUAUAAAAAUAUA